GACACCCAACAAAACUUCCACAACUCAACUGAAAAACGCACCCAUCCCCCCCAAACCCCCGUUGAAAUUUCUCACCAUGAAAAUCCUAAAACCAUAAAAAAAUAUUCACAAAAAUUCUGCCAUUUUUGUUCAAUCCGUAAAAGGAUUCCAUUUCCAUGGCAGAACCAUCAAAUCCAGAUUACGGAAGCAUUUCAUGCUUCUUACGCGGCUGCGUAGACCCCCCUCCUUAUUGUUUCACCACCUGCUACAACUCAUUCAUCCCCAUUUCACCGCCGCCGCCGCCGCCGCCACCACCACCUCCACCGAAUCAGAUCGCCCCAUUCUUAAUCGCCACCGUUUGCAUCCUCGGAAUCUCCUUCCUCCUCCUCUCUACUUGCACCAUCAUUUUACGGCUCCGCUUCACCAGCCGCCGUAGAGGGGUUUCUCGUGGGAGUACCAACGUUUCUCCGACGAUCAACGAUGACGAAAACGGUAGUGGGUCCGUGGUGGACCACCCUAUUUGGCAUAUCACUACAAUUGGGCUUCAACAAUCGGUAAUUGAUUCCAUAACUGCGUUUAAGUAUAAAAAAAUUGAUGGGUUUUUCGUUGAGGGUAGUGAUUUAUCUUGUUCAGUUUGUUUGACUGAUUUUGAGGAAGGGGAUGAUCUUAGGUUAUUGCCAAAGUGUAGUCAUGCUUUUCAUGUUUCUUGUAUUGAUACUUGGUUGAAAUCGCAUAAGAAUUGCCCCCUUUGUCGCGCUCCUAUUGUGAAUGAGAUUGUUAGGGAUAAUAAUAAUAAUAAUAAUUCGGGUAUUCCCAGGUUGAAUUUGACUACUAGUGUUUCUGGUUCAUGGGAGGAAUCAGUGAGAUUGAAUUUGGAUGAUAAUUUCUUGGCUGGAGAGGGUAGCAGUUCAAGGAGAUUCCCCAUUUUAGAGAGUUUAAGGAUAGCUGAGCUUAUGAAGAAGAAUCGAGACCUUCGAAUUUUUAGUGAUUUGGGUGAGAAUCACCGGUUUCAAAGGGUUGAGGAUGCUUUGGAACCGGUUAGAAGGUCCAUUUCAUUCAAUAAUGUUGCUUUGGAACCGGUUAGAAGUUCAAUUUCAUUCAAUAAUGAGGCUUUGGAACCGGUUAGAAGGUCAAUUUCAUUCAACAAUGGAGGGACUUUGAGCUCUAGUGAUAGGAUUCCCAAUGAUAGGUGUCCUAAUAAUGAAGGGAGCUCUAAUGGUAGGUGUCCUAAUAAUGAAGGGUACCCUAGUGAUAGGAGUCCUAAUAAUGAAGGGAGCUCUAAUGGUGGGUGUCCUAAUAAUGAAGGGUACUCUAGUGAUAGGAGUUCAAAGGAAGAGUGUUCUGUAGAAGGGGAUUCAGAGGUUGUUUUGCAGGAAAAGAAACAUAAUUCAGAGAAAGGGGGUAAUAAUAAGAGGGGAACGAGUAUGUCUGGUUUAUCGAUCAAGAGUCCUUCCGUUGUUGAUCCUUCGUUGCAGCAAAAGGGUCCUGUUUCGAUGAAGAGAUCAUUAUCUUCUUCAAGUAGCAGGUUCUUUUCAUUUCGCAGGACGAAAAGCACGGCCUCAAUUCUUCCAUUGUGAAAUGUGAAUACAGAGAUCUGGGAUUGGGUUUCCUUGCUAUUGUAGAUUCGAGUAAGUCUACUGCUAAUACUAUACACUGGUGAAAUGGUUCAAUUAACUGAAUACCAGGUAUAAAUCUUGGUCUAAUAACUGUAGCCGAAGGCCGUGUUGUUGUGUUGGACCAUAUGCAGGUAAUAAGGACAUCGGAGGAGUAUCGGACAUGGGUAUCGAAAUGGUAAAAAUAAAUGUAGAUAUGAUAGAUUUAUAUGUCUAUGAUGGGUGUGCUUGACUGAAAUUGAAGCCACUUUUAUAUGCAAUAGAGUGCCCUCUGAAAUUUGCGCUUAAUAAAGUCAUGAGAAAAAUCUAAUAUUCAUAAAAAUCUCAGCUUUUACUUGAACAAGUUUCAGUAUAUGCUAUUGUAUGGGUUUAUCUGGUUGCUGUAGUGAAAAUAGUUCAACUACUAGCUUGCAACAUUAUCUGUUGAUAAAUUCGUGUAUUGAGACGUAAACUAUUGAUCAGGUUUAUCCCCGAUUCAAGGGUAAUGGUUAAUGUUUAAAUGAUUAUAAGUUUACCUUUCUGAA
Molecule: messenger RNA, 2116 nt
Organism: Spinacia oleracea (spinach)
Lineage: Eukaryota; Viridiplantae; Streptophyta; Magnoliopsida; Caryophyllales; Amaranthaceae
Product: RING-H2 finger protein ATL52-like
Exons: 1
Coding region: 156-1556 (466 amino acids)
Biological process (GO): protein ubiquitination
Molecular function (GO): transferase activity
Source: RefSeq, a predicted model, not a curated record